Molecule: messenger RNA, 5298 nt
Organism: Trypanosoma theileri
Lineage: Eukaryota; Euglenozoa; Kinetoplastea; Trypanosomatida; Trypanosomatidae
Product: chaperone DNAJ protein
Exons: 1
Coding region: 1-5298 (1765 amino acids)
Source: RefSeq, a predicted model, not a curated record
AUGAAGCGUACACUGUCGAAGGAGCAGCUGGCCGAUCUCGCCCAACAGGCUGUAAGUAGCAUACGACGCUUUAUGUCAUCUAGUCAAGACAUCAUGACCGUUAGACAGCAGGAUCUUCUUUCUACGGCUAAGUCCAUUGAAGAGUGCUGGCAAAAAAAGCGGUUAGCUGCUGAUGUGAGCGUAGUAGAGAUGUGGGUGACAGGCUUCCAAGAGGAGCUUGCUUUUCAGUUGGAGUUCUACGGCAACAAUAAUAGCACUGGGAAGAGUAAGAGUAAUAGUAAUAAUAAUGGUAAUAAUAAUAAUAAUAGUAAUAAUGGUAAUGGUAAUAGUAAUAAUAAUGGUAAUAGUAAUGGUCACCCGUCAGGUAACGGUGCUCCUUCAGGACAUUCUUCUGGAGAUGGGAGUUCACAGAAAAAAACUCCAGCACGUAAAUGCAUUGGAGAAUCAGCGAUGUUGACAUGUACAGAAGUGCUGAAGAUUCUUAUGCGGACCAACGGGGAAAAAUCAGUAGAAAUAUUUAUUCGACUUCAUUUGGGAACCUAUAUGACGAGGUAUCUUAUGUGUGUUCCCUUAAGUAAGAAGGUGCGAGAGGCUUUUGCUGCGGUUUUACCAGAAAUAAUAGGAUAUAAUGAGUUAAUGCUUGAAGAAUGCCUCUCUGUGAGUCGUGGACUUCUUAUACCUCAAGAGAGAGGAGGAGAGAUAACAAUGGUGACUCCAGAGCAAGUACACUGGGCAUGUCUUCUUGCCACGAUAUUUCGUCGAGUAGAUGUGAAUAAUGUUCCUGUAGAUAAUGCACGUGUUCAGUGUGGACGUAGUGGAUUCCUUUCGGAUCUUAUUAACACCUGCACGAAACUUGCCCAUAAAGAAGAAGAAGAAGGAGGGGGAGGGGGAAGUGGUAGUUGUGAAAAAUUAGGUGAUGGCGUACAAAUUACAGCAUUUAUUGUGUACUUUGGUUUAAUAACAGCUAUGAUGCGGGGAUGUGCGGCAAACAAAACAUUAUGUCGUAGUGAACAUCUUGAGGAAUUGACAGCACUGUGGGUAAAGGCAGCUUCAAAUGUAUGGAGAGUUGAGCAAACUAUAUCUAUUCCCACACCUACCGCUGGGACAGAUGUGAUUAUAACCGUAGAUGGGGCACAGAUUUGGGCCUCAGACUUGGUAGAGUUUCUUGUAGAGAUUGCUACAAAUGAUAGUUUCUCACUUAGACGUCAGACAUUAUAUGAAGAUAGCGUAAAUAAUGGUGUUUCCUCGAGUGUAUUAAAUGCAAAUAGUUCUCCACCACCUACACCUUCACCGUUAUCAUCACCAGGAUUAAGUCGUACAAGUAGACGGUAUGAACCAUUACCUCUUCAUUGGGAUACUAUAUUAAUGGGAGGAUCUGCUCAUGUUUGGCAAUUAGCAUCUUUUGUUUUUAAUUGUGUUAUUUCUGAUGAUAGUUGUAGUUUUAUUGCAAAAGCUUUACUCUGUAUUGAUACUCAAAAUACUAUGUCAGAGUUUAUUUUUCGUAGUGUUAUUUCAACAUUAAUGCUACUCUGUACGGCAAGACCUCAAAAUGCUGAAGUUCUUGCAAAAAGUUCAAUCUUAAAAGCACUUAUAGCACGAAUUACUUUUCCUCAGGAAAGCGUUUUCCCCCGAGAAGUAGUUAUAUCUGGUAAAACCUAUACAGCUACUCAUGCCAUGAAUGCAUAUACGGUACGAUUAUUAUUUUCUUUUAUAAGCCUCAUGUCAUCACUUUAUGUUUCGGAAGAUACAUUACCAAUGCUUCAAUAUGGCUUAAAAGAAAUGUCUUUACGACAGACUACUCAAACAGAUGCAGAUAUUAUUGAAACUCUUUUACAUGUUAUUAGUUGUACAGGUUUUCCACAUGGUGUGUUAUUUUUCUCUGGAGGUAGCAGUGUGGUUUGCAAGGUAGAUCGUUUUCCUCCUACCCGAUUUUAUGGUUAUAGUUUUGCUGCCUGGGUUUAUCCAAAAUGUGUUUGGUUAGAAGGGAGUCAUUUAUUUUCCUAUACAGAUGCCUGUUCUGGUAGUGCGGUUGUAUUGAUGAUAGUCGCUAAUGGUAGAACGUGUAGUUUAUUAUUUCAGAUACGGAAUUCAACAGAAGUCACUUUAUCGUUGGUUCCAGAUACAUCUUUUCAGGCAGAUACUUGGACACAUCUGGCAUUUACUCAUAGUAUGACUGGAUUUACAAUAUUUAUUAAUGGAAGACGAACAGAAAAUAGUCUUACCGUUCCCUAUCCUAAAUCUCCUUCAAGAAAAGACCGUCUUCAAUUUGCAUUUGGAGGUUGUUGUAAUGAACCAUCAUUUUUCGGUUUUGUGGCAAGUAUUGAAUUGUUUGAAAACACUUUAUCGGAUAAAGAUAUCCAACGUUUAUAUCAAGCAGGACCACGACCCUCACGGGAUGUCACUUCCUCAUACCAUCCACUUCUUAGUGUGGAGAGUCAAGCCGUCGCUGGUACCAAACUUCUCAAUGUAGGGGUUACAGGAACAUUAGCACGCAAACAUGAGGGAGUUUCCGUACAAAGUGUAGUUGCAUUUAAUCCACCGAAAGAACGGGAAAUAUUUAUGCGUGAAGAUGUUGUGCGUUGGACUCUCCGUACACUUGUAGAGGCAAAGAACUCACCACUCACAUUUCCAAUAGUUGCCAGACUCUGUGUACAGUUUAUCUGUACCGCUAUGAAGCUAACCACCACAGAGGAGGAGUUGAAUCAAAUGGUGGAUGAACAUGCCAUUGCCCACCUGAGAGAGGCUGUACUUGCAUGGGAAAAUAUACCAAUUGAGGUGCCGGCGGUGCUCAUUGCUUGUGCCAUUCCACGCAAUGGCGGUAAAGUAAUGCGUACACAUCCUACCACUCAGACAAUUCUAUCACUUCUCUUGGAUGUAAUUGGUGAACGGGGAAUAAUGAGUUCUACAGUAAUUUCCUGUAUAUUGCGUGAACUUAGCGAUACACUACAAAUACCAGAGAAUGUUAUCCUCUUUAGAGGAGUACCAGGUAGAUUUGAACAGAUAUUGCGAAUUAGUGAACAACUUCCAUUAGAAUGUAUUGAUGGUCUUAUUAUUCUUGUAGAACGACUCUGCAAGGAACCACGUGAAAUGGAGCAAACACUACAGUUUCUCUUAUCUGAACCCAAUUCUAAAACAGUUGAUUUUGUGAAGGCAGGUUUAUUACAUAUGUUAUUUGAUAUUGCCCGAACCAAUACGGCUAUGUGUGACCUUAUAGGUGGAGCUUUUGGAAAUUGUGGAGUUUCUUUUCUAAUUCGACUUGUUGGAGGGAAAAAUCAUAGUAGUGAGGUUAUUCGUAUAUUUGCUCUUCGUAUUAUAUCUCUUAUGCAACAUACAAACAAAAAAUUUCGAGAAUUAUUUAUUAAAUCUUACGGUUAUGAAGUACUUGCAGAAGUGAUGACAUCUCCAUCUUCUUCAUCCGUUCCUAUACGCCUACCAACAUUUGAUUGUUUAUUUCAAAUGGUUUUUGAUGCAUUUCAACCGAGUACAGAAGAUACGGCUGUCUUAUCACAUCUACAACAGGGAUGUUCAAGUAAGGUUAAACGGCGUCUAUCAAAAAAUCAAGAACAAACGACACUAUCUAAAGGAAGAUUGGGACAAACACUUGGAUUACAAGGGUAUUUACCAGGAUUAGUCUCUCAGAAAUUACGAGUAACACGACGUGAAUACAGUUUUGAUUUUUCUCUUGACUUUACAUACAGUACAGAUACAAGACUCUACUUGGAUGAUGCUCAUCGAUGUAUCCGACAACAGGGAAGCGGUGUGUGUGCACUUCAGGUACCACAGGCCAUUCACACUGUGUUGUGUCUGUUGGAACGUUUACUGCGUGGAAUGAGUGUUGGUGUUGGGGGUAAUGUCUCUGGGGGAUCCAAUUCUCGUGAUGCUGUUAUUUCACGUGAAAGUAGUACAGAUGCGAAUACAGGACCAUCAGAAGAUCGUUUUGUAAAUAAUAUGGGUGAUAAUCUUAGUACGGCUUCUGCUGUUUCUCCUACACAAGAAGAUUCCCCAGAGUCUGUUUCCAUUCGUGUUCUCAAUCAUUUGGAAAAGAUUGUGGAUCGUCCUGAGAAUGGUAUGAUGUUAUUACCCUUUCCUUGGUUAAAUUGGUUAUGGUAUGCCGUAAGGGAUGUGUUUACCCCAGCAAGUAACAGUGGUGUGGAUUUACCACCAAAGUUUCCAAAGAAACAUGCUAGUGGAAUUCAACAACGAACACGAAAUAUCAUUCGUAGUUUAGCUAUUCUUGAUAUAAGCCAUAAUUCUAAAGCUAAUAUUGUGCGUAUUAUACGACAGACAGAGCAAUCACCUCUUUUAACAAGAAUUGUUCUCGAAGAAAUUGUUUACUUCUUUACGAAGAAUCGAUGUGUAAUAAGCAAUCAAAGUGAUGCUGUGAAUAUUAUCAAGAAUUUGGAUUCCCUCUUUCAUAAUAUUGAGGAUGUAUUAAAUCCUCUUCCGCUUGCUUUAGGUUUAGAAAUUGUAAAUUCUAUUAGUGCUAUUGCUGUUAACAACAAUUCAUGGGUACGUAUGCGUAUGAAAAAUUCAAGCCAUCUCUUUGAAACACGUAAACACUUAAGUUUUCUUUUAUUGUCAACAAUAGAAGGUUUUCAUAAAUUGGAACUUGGUACUAUUGGACAAUUAUUAGAAACUAAUGGACAUGAUGCAAAUACGGUACGCCUUAUUUUUCGUAGGUUCGUAGAUGCCAUCUCUAAUUGCGACGCGGAUGAAGUAGAGACAUUACUUACCAUGACCCGUCAACUUGUGAAUGGUGAUUACAAUCAUUACCAAGUAUUAUUAUCCAUGGUGGGUAAUGAGUAUCGGGGCUUUGUGGACCUCUGCCUCCGUUGGACCUCACGCAGCACCUCCUCUCCGUUGGCCACAGAUCGGCCCGCGAGCAAUCCCAGCGAUCUCUCCGCCCGCACAGAAGAAAAGACGAAUGUGGAUGAGCCGCUCGUCUCGGAGGUGAUCCAGUGGGGCCGCGAGGACCACACGCGGUGGGAGUCCCUCAAGCAGCGGGUCUGCGCAGCGACGAGGUCCACAGAAGUCGUGCAGGAGGGGCCGGAGCGGAAUGAACGGGAGCGGAGUGUCCUCGCGAAGGUGCGGCGGGCGGAGGAGAGAAGACAAGCCAUUCAGAAUAAAAUAGCCGCAGAGGUGGAGCGCAUUAGUAGAGAAGUGGAUCUGCAUCUCGCCACAGGGGCGGGAGCGAUGGGGAGCAGUUGCAGUACUACGUUGAGCAAUAAUGUGAAGAUCACAGCAACAGACUCGUUGACAGUGUCAACAAUGGAAACGGUAAGAUCACUGACAAGUUGA